AUGGAUAAACCUAGGAAACAAGUCAAAGGAGGAGAUUCCACUGCUGAAGGAUCUUAUAAUCAAUUUAUUGGAGAUUCAUCGAAUUUACCCAAUGACCAGAUAAUUAAUGAUAUAUUCCUGGCUCGUAAGACCCAGCAUGCUGAAGAUGCUGUAGAUUAUGAAGAUAUUGAUGAAUUAGCUGAUGAUGAUGAAAUCAAUUUUGAUGAAAUCCAAGACGCAAGUAUUUCUCAGCGACAUGUAGAUGAUAACGAAGAUGAGCUUCAAGGACAAGCCGAUGAACAAUUUGACAAUAUGUUUGGAGACGAUGGCAAUGAAGAAAAUCACAUAGAUGAAAAUAAGUUUGGAUCGUAUUCUGACAAUAACAAUCGUUUAUUUAAUGACUUGAAUGAAAACAACCAUUCGAUAGAUGAUGAUGGUUUUCAUGAUUUGAAUAUGGGUGGAAUAUUUGAAGAUGAUAUACAAAAUAAGGAGAAUAAUUCUGCACAAUCAGAUAGAAAACGAUCACGUACAUUGGAACUGGAAGAAAGUAGAAGACUCAAGAAACAAAAGCUUGCAAGAAUAGUAAAGAAACUAGAAGAAAGAAAUACGAAGAGAAGUUUGGAGUAUUAUUUCCCGAAUUAUGCUAAGGACAAGCCCUUUAACAACCACACAUUGUUUCUUCCACCUCCGAAAUACUACUCCUAUCUUCGUCCCCCAAUAGCAUUAAAAUCCAACGUCAAGCCAUUAAUUCCACAUAAAUUAUCAUUGGAAAUUGAUGUUGACCAAAGAAAAUUAUUUAAAGCCAAAAGGUUGCCAUCAAAUAACCGUUCGGUCUCUGCAAAGAAUCACAUUAUUAAUAUCACACAAAAUGAUUUAGAAAUAAUACAAAAAUUGGAAAAAAAGGGAGUACAGAAGGUGUCUAAUUUGAACCCGAUUUCAUUCUUAAGCCUGGAUGGAACAAAUAAUGAUAAGUUUUCUGAAUUCCCUAAAGAUUUGAUUCUCUCUACGACUUAUUGGGAUGAUGAUGCUAUUAUCAAUGCAGGUGACAAAAAAUAUGAAUCUAGAGUGCCUGUCAAGGUUGAGCAAAGAUCGCUAGAUAUAGAAUCUGAUUACGAAGAAGAUGAAAACAUUUUUAAUGGACAAAUCACUGAGAAGAAUUUGAAGUUAGACAUGAAUGACCCUAAUUUGUUAUUUGUCCCAGAUAAGUCAGUAUCAGAAAAAACGAAUUCCAAGGCUGUCAUUCCUACUAAUGAAAAGUUAUUAGAAAUGAAAUUCAAUAUUUCUAACGAUAAAGAAUACGAAAUAUUAAAGAAUAAUUACAAUACAAAGGUCAGAAGUCAAUUAAGUAACUUAAAUAUUGAACACUCUAUUCCAGCAUUAAGGUUACAAACGCCUUACUAUAGAGUCAAGUUAACUAAAGAAGAUGCCAGGACAUUUCAUAGGCCUAAAUUUAAUAUAAGGCCAGGUACAUUAAUAAGUUUUUCUAAGUUGAAAUUACGCAAGAAGAAAAAAGAUAGAGGUAAAACAUCACAAGAAAUAUUUACAAAGUCUUCAGAUUUAACCACCUCAGACACAAGUACACUUAUUGGAAUGGAAUACGCAGAGGAAUAUCCUCAAAUUUUAUCCAAUUUUGGUAUGGGUUCUAAAUUGAUUAAUUAUUAUAGGAAGGAAAAGGAGGACGAUAAUUCAAGACCAAAGGCUCCGUUAGGUGAAACUCAUGUUCUUGGAGUGGAAGACAGAUCACCAUUCUGGAAUUUUGGACAUGUUGCUAAAGGAGAUUUUGUGCCCACUCUAUAUAAUAAUAUGAUACGUGCUCCGGUCUUCAAACAUGACCCUUCUCAAACCGACUUCUUACUAGUUAGAUCUCAGGGUGCUGGUAAUCAUCAAAAGUAUUUCUUGAGAAAUAUUAAUCAUCUCUUCGCCGUAGGAAAUACUUUCCCUGCGGUGGAAGUUCCAGCUCCUCACUCUAGAAAAGUUACUAAUACUUCCAAAAACAGGCUAAAGAUGAUUGUGUUCCGUGCAAUGAAUAUGAAUGAUGAAUCUCGUGUUUCUGUGAAGACCAUUGCGCAUCACUUUCCAGAUCAAAACGAUAUGCAGAAUCGUCAACGAUUAAAAGAGUUUAUGGAAUAUCAAAAACACGGAGAGGAUCAAGGAUAUUGGAAAAUUAAGAACACUGAUAUUGUGCCAUCAGAAGACGAGAUUAGAUCUAUGAUUACUCCUGAAGACGUGGCUUUAUUAGAUAGUAUGCAAUACGGGCAGCAAACAUUGGAAGAUUUGGCCUUCUUGUUCAGUAAUGAAGCAGGAUCCAAAAAAGAGGACAUGAAGAAGGAAAACAAAAAGGACAAAUCUAAGGAUGAAAAUGCCAGUGAUGGAGAAAAAGAGAAAGAAAAGCCAAAAGAGAAGAAUGAGAAAGAGAAGAAAUCCAAAUUAAAAGAUAAAGACAAUGAUAAAGAUAGAGAUAGGGAUCUUGAAGAAGAAGAAGAGCUCGCCCCAUGGAAUUUAACGCGUAAUUUUGUAAAUGCUAAUCAGACUAAAGCAAUGCUUCAACUUAAUGGUGAAGGAGACCCUACAGGCAUUGGGUUAGGGUUUUCUUUUUUCAGAUCUACACAGAAAAGCAGUUUCACCCCAUUAUUUACACCUGUUAAGGAAAAUGUUCCUAAAAAUAAUACAGCAGCAUAUCAGCAAAAGCUUUACGAGAAUGAAGUUUCAAGAAUAUGGUAUGCUCAGAGAAGGUCUUUGACCGUAGAUCAACUGGAUGGUCAUGAUUUGAGUACUGUGUACAAUGAAUAUAAACCAGCUGAUCAUGACCGAGCAGUAAAGCAUAAAAUAGCGAAAGAUAAAGACAUUGCUAUUAAUGAAGAAAUUGGAACUGCCGAAAACAAGGCCCUAAGGAUAACAAGAAGAUUCCGUGAUGAAAAUGGUAUUGUUCAAAGAAGGGUUGAUACUAUUACUGAUCCAAGAUUAAUAAGAGCAUAUAUAAGACGGAGAAAACAAAUUGAAGAUGAAUUAUUAAGAAAUGCAGAGGUUGACGAUAUUAUUCCAACGAAUGAUAAAGAAUUAAACAAGCUUCGUCGUAAGGCAUUAGAAGAAAAAUUAGCUAGUUUGGAAAAGAAAGCCAAGCUGGGAAAAGGUAGAAAGCCUUCCAAAGAUGUAUUACACGCGGCUGUAGCUGCGGGUGGGAAGGUUAUCGAUGCUAACACUGUCAUGUUACCUGAUGGUUCAUAUACGUUCGGUGGUAAAGGCAUAGGUAAGGGUAAAAGUAAAACAAGAAGAUGCGCUUCAUGUGGUGCUUUUGGUCAUAUUAGAACCAAUAAGUCAUGCCCUUUAUUUUAUCAAAAUAAUGAAAAAGAAGCUUCAGCAGAAAGCAACUCUGUAGGUGCUGAAAAUUCGGCGCCACCUCCUUCAUCUUUUCCUCAGGCAGGACCUUCGGGCCAGUAG
This is a messenger RNA of Debaryomyces fabryi, 3417 nucleotides long. It is a transcript of the gene TAF145, whose product is annotated as Taf145p. Bases 1 to 3417 code for a protein of 1138 amino acids. NCBI's taxonomy places the organism in Eukaryota, Fungi, Ascomycota, Pichiomycetes, Serinales, Debaryomycetaceae. The record is from RefSeq and is a predicted model, not a curated record. Gene Ontology annotation, biological process: RNA polymerase II preinitiation complex assembly; transcription by RNA polymerase II. Gene Ontology annotation, molecular function: TBP-class protein binding; RNA polymerase II general transcription initiation factor binding; RNA polymerase II general transcription initiation factor activity. Gene Ontology annotation, cellular component: transcription factor TFIID complex. The transcript has a single exon.